This is a messenger RNA of Gadus chalcogrammus (walleye pollock), 1687 nucleotides long. Its product is annotated as SWI/SNF-related matrix-associated actin-dependent regulator of chromatin subfamily B member 1-A-like. Gene Ontology annotation, biological process: chromatin remodeling; regulation of transcription by RNA polymerase II. Gene Ontology annotation, cellular component: nuclear chromosome; nucleus. The coding region runs from base 1 to 411 and encodes 136 amino acids. The transcript has 5 exons. The record is from RefSeq and is a predicted model, not a curated record. Gene Ontology annotation, molecular function: transcription coregulator activity. Lineage: Eukaryota; Metazoa; Chordata; Actinopteri; Gadiformes; Gadidae.
AUGUGUCCUUUCUCUGCUCUUUUGGCUUCCUUGAUACUGAACAUCCACGUGGGGAACAUCUCUCUGGUGGACCAGUUCGAGUGGGACAUGUCCGAGAGGGACAACUCCCCCGAAACCUUUGCCCUAAAGCUGUGCUCGGAGCUGGGUCUUGGUGGAGAGUUUGUCACCACCAUCGCCUACAGCAUCCGAGGUCAGCUCAGCUGGCACCAGAGGACGUACGCCUUCAGGUCCGAUUUCAGUGAGAACCCACUGCCUACUGUGGAGAUCGCUAUACGCAACACAGGGGACGCCGACCAGUGGUGCCCGCUGCUCGAGACCCUGACUGAUGCAGAAAUGGAGAAGAAGAUCCGAGACCAAGACAGGAACACAAGACGCAUGCGGCGGUUGGCCAACACGGCUCCAUCCUGGUAGGAUGGUCAGGCUUCUCCUGGAACAGGACCUGGUUCGAAUGGACACAAAACAAAGCAUUAACUCUGAACGCACCGCUCCACACACUGAACCACACACCCUGGUCAUCCACCUGAGGACGGCUGAAGAUGAGACAUUCGGGCGUUCCCGAAAAGCACGACGUUUAUAAAUGAAUGUCGGCGUCGAGUGUCAGCACGUUUGCUGAUGCAGCCUGUAUGAUAUAACACACAUACACAUACACAUGAACAUACACUAAACAUACACACACACACACACACACACACACACACACACACACACACACACACACACACACACACACACACACACACACACACACACACACACACACACACACACACACACACACACACACACACACACACACACACACACACACACACACACACAGGGGCAUUCCAGUGGUGGUUCAAUGUAUCUUACUUUUCAUUAUUUUUUACUGAUUUGGCUACGGAAGUCUGCACAGUAUAGAAGGGUUAUCUAAUUUAGGACCACUUUUAGGUGGCGUUUACUUAGCAUUAUGUUGACUGUUACAGUUUUAUUAGCCAAAUCAUACACACCUGCCUCACUCACUACUGGUCAUGUAAAAUGAUUUGUGUUGCAAUUUGGUCAAGUUAAGAGGUGUCUGAAUCAGGAUGGAUGCAUACUAUAUAAAAACCUAUUGAUUUGUGACAGAUGUAGGCAGACUGAUGUAUUUUAUUCAGUUGGUAAAACUGAUAGAAAAUAUCAGGCCAGAACCAAUUGUGUCUUUUAAGCUAAUUGUGUUAAACUUGACAUACAGUAUGUAAACGUAUUUGAUGUUACUGUUAUCCGUUCUUUUCCUCAUUUUUUUUAGUGUCGGUUUUUUUUAUAAUAAAAAAGUUACUUGAAAUGUGUUUGUAAAAAAAGGUUAGGUGGACUAAAUUCACAAACCCAGAUUGUAUUAUUUUAUAUUGAAAGAAUCCUUUUAUUCAACCCUUUCCCAGGCAUAUGAAGGUGAACAAUGUGUUUAUAAAGCUUCCUGUAUGUAUUGGUUUUUCAAUCAAAAGAUUGUUAUGGCAACUAAUUUAACACCAGUUAGUUGCCGUGUUAGAUCAAGUUCGUCAAUGCAGUGGCCUAUUAUAUUCUACUGGGAUAUAUAAGAGGUAUCCUCCUUUCAGGAUUGUUAAGCUCUAAAACGGAGGUGGUCCUUGGAUGUCUUUUAACAGAGUCCUUCUCAUAGACUGUAAAUAACAGCUUUGAUUUAUUUAUUUUUGAAGAAUUUAAAUGAAUCCUUACU